AGAAGGAGAUAAUUCAAGGGUAUUUGUCGCUUUACUUAUCUGUAUACCAUGGCAACAAACCACAGUGGGACUUCUAGAAAAGAGACUCAUUGCCCCCAGCGACGUCAACCUUUGGGCACGUACGGAUCAACUAAACGCACGCCAUCUCGAGCAAUGUUUGCGGCCUUCAUAUUGAGCUUCGUCAUCGCUUUCGCAGCCUGGUUCAUCAUACAGCGCAAGAGGCGCCUUUCUUUCUUUCGAGAUCUGGGGAUUCCAGGACCUCCACCAAGCUUCAUUUCUGGAAAUCUCUCAGAACUUAUUCACAAGGGGGCAGCAGCUGCAUUCAAAGAAUGGAUGGAAAAGUACGGAGACUUCGUGGGUUUCUACAAUGGUGCUUUUCCGGUUCUUAUCGUGAAAGACCCCGAGCUAAUCAAGAAGAUCCAGAUAAAGGAUUUUGGCAACUUUCACAGUCGAGGAGUGUUGUCAGGUUUCGCACGAAUACAUCCCAUCAACAAGCUGAAUCUGGUCAACACGCCGGCUGACCGUUGGAAAGAGAUGCGCAGUCUACUCACUCCUGCCUUCACAACGAGCAACAUGAAGAAGAUGGCAAACCUAAUGGACGCUUGCACGAACGAGUUCCUCGACGUCCUGAAAUUUCUUCACACAGAGAACAAAGUCUUCGAGGCUCGCGAGCUGUUUCAGAGGCUGACUGCUGACGUUAUCAUUCGAUCGGCGUUUGGCCUCAAGUCAGAUCUGCAACUGAAGAAAGGAAGCAAGAGUACCACUGAGUCACUCUUUCAGGAUAGUUUGCGGAGCUUCCAGCAAUUUCGAUGCGCGUGGAUGAGCUACCUCACUUCCUCCUUUCCAGAGUUCGCGCCUCUGUGGAAAGUCAUACUUUCCUUCAAGGCGCGGUACAGCAAGACUGCCACCGACAACAUCCUGGACGACAUUACUCCAAUUCUGCAGUUUCGCCGUAAAAACACUGAGGUGACUAGGAACGAUAUUUUACAACUGAUGCUUAACGCCGAAGUUGAAGAAGGAGCACCCGUCAGCGUACACUCGCUGGCAAUAGACUACGACGCGGACUCAACGUCCGAAAAGAACGAGCCAACUAAGGUUGGCAAGAACAAGAAGAAACGCUUCCUCACCAACGAGGAAAUCUUGUCCAAUGGUCUGGUUUUCUUCAUAGCAGGAUUUGAGACAACGGGUACAGCAAUGUCCUUCAUGGCCUACCUGCUUGCGAAGCACCCGGAUAUUCAAGACCGACUCCGCGAGGAAAUCCUGGCUGUCCUGGAAAGAGAUGGAGCGUUCACGUACGAUAACGUUUUUGGUAUCAAGUACUUGGAUCAAGUCAUAUCGGAAUCUCUGCGCUACUAUUCGCCUGUUGUGGGGUUCACGACGAGAAGAUGUUCCCGCGAUUACACGCACAAUGGUACCACUAUACCUGCUGGAACCAGUGUUCUUAUUCCAGGCUACCACAUGAGCCAUGACCCAACGUUCUGGGAAGAACCGGAAAAGUUUGAUCCUGACCGGUUCAGCAACGGCAAAAAGGGACAAGUCGACCCAAUGGUAUACCAGCCAUUCGGACAGGGACCCCGUAACUGUAUUGGUAUGCGCUUCGCUCAAUUGGAGAUGAAAUUGACCAUGGCAAAAACUCUGGCCAAAUACAAGUUUGUGCUGGACGAUCGUCAUGUCAACGAAAAAAGCUUGGAGAUUGGAUCUUCUUUCAUCUUUGCCUACCCUCAGGGUGGAAUUUGGCUCAAGAUUGAAGAAUGCCUGUAACUACGCGUUCAAUACACGUAUUAUUGUCAUCCAUUUCAGAAGGUCUGGGAAACACGCAUGAACAAAAUAAAAAUGAUCCCAAAAGUCAUCGCGAAGGAGAGGAGAAACAUCUGGCG
Rhipicephalus sanguineus (brown dog tick) is the source of this 1877-nucleotide messenger RNA. Its product is annotated as cytochrome P450 3A4. Bases 49 to 1761 code for a protein of 570 amino acids. NCBI's taxonomy places the organism in Eukaryota, Metazoa, Arthropoda, Arachnida, Ixodida, Ixodidae. The transcript is spliced from 14 exons. Gene Ontology annotation, molecular function: iron ion binding; oxidoreductase activity, acting on paired donors, with incorporation or reduction of molecular oxygen; heme binding. The record is from RefSeq and is a predicted model, not a curated record.